This is a messenger RNA of Candida albicans SC5314, 648 nucleotides long. RefSeq names its product Gst3p (gene GST3). Lineage: Eukaryota; Fungi; Ascomycota; Pichiomycetes; Serinales; Debaryomycetaceae. The coding region runs from base 1 to 648 and encodes 215 amino acids. The record is from RefSeq and is a predicted model, not a curated record. The transcript has a single exon.
AUGACAUUAACUUUAUAUACUGCUCCAACGGGGAAUGGUCGUAAACCAUUAGUCUUUCUUAAAUUAUUGAGUAUUCCUCAUGAAUUACAUUUAUUUUCAUGGCCCACUAAAGAUAUUAAACAAGACUGGUAUUUAAAGUUAAAUCCCCAAGGCUUGGUUCCUACAUUAGUUGAUGGUGAAUUAAUUUUACCAGAAAGUAAUGCAAUUUUACAAUAUCUUGCUGAAACUUAUGACAAACAAGGUAAAUUUAGUUAUAAUUUACAAACUGACCCCUUGGAGUAUUGGCAACAACAAAAAUGGUUAUUUUAUCAAGCUACUCAAUUUGCUGGUACUUUGUUUAGAUUCAAUACUUAUAUUGGUAUCAAAGCUGAUGAUGGCAAAGUAUGGGAUAAUAUUUUACAAUCAUUUGCUGAUGCCUAUAAAGUUAUAGAUGAGACUCUUGCUCAGAGUGAAUGGUUUGUGGGUGAUAAAUUCACUAUAGUAGAUAUUGCCUUUGGGGUUGGUAAUCAUAGAAGAAUUGAAGUUGUUGCCCGUGUUGGAUUAGAUAAACAUUUCCAAGAUUAUGAUACUAAAUAUCCUCAUGUUGCUCAAUGGUAUAAGAAAUUUUUAGAAGUUGAAGGUGUAAAAGAAGCCCUUGCGUUAAAGUGA